Aspergillus heteromorphus CBS 117.55 is the source of this 1202-nucleotide messenger RNA. RefSeq names its product A4/G1 family peptidase. Gene Ontology annotation, biological process: proteolysis. Bases 197 to 1021 code for a protein of 274 amino acids. Gene Ontology annotation, molecular function: glutamic-type endopeptidase activity. NCBI's taxonomy places the organism in Eukaryota, Fungi, Ascomycota, Eurotiomycetes, Eurotiales, Aspergillaceae. The record is from RefSeq and is a predicted model, not a curated record. The transcript has a single exon.
GCAUCCGAGGUUCUCCAAAACUUCCUAAUCCAGCUGUCCACGCAGAAAGACUGCUGUCCGCAUGCAAUCAGUCCCACCGUAGGUGAGACAUAAGAAGGCCACACCGCUGCGGCGCGGGCUUGGGCUACUGUAUCCCGCACUAUUAUGCCCCUACUGUCCGAGCUGUCCAGCCCUAUCUGUUAGCCGUCCAUCCAUCAUGAAGUUCACCGGUUAUCUUCUCGCCACCGCCUCACUGGCCGGCAGCGUCCUGGCAGCGCCUCGCAGCGGCGGCCUGGCGGACCGAAUCCGCGCCCGCGCGAUGUCUCGACAAUCGCACCCUCUUGUGCCCGUUGCGGGCGAUGAAAACUACCGCGUGGCCGGCACCGACGCAUCGAACGUCACAUACAGCAGCAACUGGGCGGGCGCCGUGCGCGAACAACCGCCCCCCAACGGCCCGUAUACCGCCGUGACGGCCACCUUCAAGGUACCCGAGCCCACGGCCCAAGCCAUGCGACAGACCGGCACGACGGCGGGAUCAGCCUGGGUUGGAAUCGACGGCGACACCUACAGCGCCGCCAUCCUCCAGACCGGAAUCGACUUCUACCUGGAAAACGGACAGACGUACAACGACGCCUGGUUCGAGUGGUACCCGGACUACGCAUAUGACUUCGACAUCACCGUGAACACGGGCGACAUCAUCGUGGCUAAAGUGGAGGCGCUCUCGUCCAGUCAGGGCGUCGCCACGAUCGAGAACCUCUCGACGGGCCAGACGGCGUCGCAGACGGUCUCGGCGCCGGCCGCGACGGCCACGCUGGGCGGCCAGAAUGCCGACUGGAUCGUCGAGGACUUUCAGUCCGGCGACCAGAUGGUCUCGCUGACGGAUUUCAGCGAGGUCACUUUCUGGGGCGCCCAGGCGGAGGGCGGAGGCGCCACUUGGGGUGUGCAGGAUGCAUCGAUCGUGGAGCUGAAGCAAAAUAACCAGGUGUUGACGUCGGUGAAUGUGCAGAGUAAUUCCGAGUUCACGGUCACGUAUUUGGGGUGAUGUUGAUUGAUGAUGGCGAUGGUGAUGGUGAUGGUGAUCUGAUGGGUGUGUCACGAUCGGAUUGAUUUUUCUUUUAUUUUCUGCUUCUUUCUGGAUCGAUUCUUCUUCUGCCGUGUAUGUAUGUAUCGUGGAUGUCUGGUCUGAUAUGCGGUGCUCGGCUAUCGUACUACGCUGGCCUCGG